CUGUUUACUUCUUUAUUAGAUUAUGGACUCUACUGCUAUGCACAAGAUGCCAAAAGGCACGAAACUUCAAAGGCCUGAAAUUAAGUCAAGCAGUGAUGGGCCCAAGCGGAUUCCUGUAUUGCAGCAGUCACAGCCCAUUCAGAAGGCUGUAGUCACACCAACCCCGCAUCAGCGAGUUCUAGGUGUAUCAAAUGGACCUCAGCGCGUUCAGAGGCCUAUGAGUCACCAGAAACCGGUGUCAAACCUGUCCCUUACUGUCAAGUCGACACACCCUGCUGAUCAGAAUGUGAACCCCGCUAUUCAGAAUGUAAAUGCAGCAACACAGCUCAAACCCAGCACCCAGCAAAACCAGCUGAAAACGCAAGCUCCUAAACCAAACCUGACCAAACCCCAGUUGGAACCACAAAAGCCAGAGAAGCCACAGGACAAACCUGCCAAGAACGAUCACGCACAAACCUCUACAUCAAAGACACGAUGGAGUCUGGAAAAUUUUGACAUUGGUCGUCCUUUGGGAAAGGGGAAGUUCGGGAAUGUCUACCUCGCCAGGGAGCGACAGACUAAGUUCAUCCUGGCCCUGAAGGUGCUCUUCAAAAAGCAGCUGGAGAAGGCUGGGGUGGAGCACCAGCUGAGGAGAGAAGUGGAGAUCUGAUUUUCCUACAGGCAUCCGAACAUCCUGCGACUCUAUGGCUACUUCCACGAUGCCUCUCGUGUGUACCUCAUCCUGGAGUUUGCACCCAGGGGAGAGCUGUACAGCGAGCUGCAGCGCUGUGGACAUUUUUCCGAGAACAUAAGCGCCACGUACAUCAUGGAGUUAGCAGAUGCCCUCAACUAUUGCCACACCAAAAAGGUGAUCCACAGGGACAUCAAACCAGAGAACCUGUUACUGGGGGCCAAUGGGGAGCUCAAGAUCGCGGAUUUCGGCUGGUCUGUUCACACCCCGUCCUCCAGGAGGUCCACUCUGUGUGGGACACUGGACUACUUGCCUCCAGAGAUGAUUGAGGGGAAAACUCAUGACGAGAAAGUGGACCUGUGGAGUCUCGGGGUCCUUUGCUACGAGUUCCUGGUUGGGAAACCCCCAUUUGAAGCAAAAACCCACGAGGAGACCUACCGUAGGAUUUCAAGGGUGGAGUACUCUUACCCACCACAGGCCACUAUCAGUGCUGGAGCUAAAGACUUGGUUGCCAGGCUGCUGAAGCACAACCCUAUGCACAGACUGCCCAUCCAGGGAGUCCUGUCCCACCCCUGGGUGGUCGAGUACUCGACCAAGAAGCCAACAACCUUAAACAGUGAAGAGCCCGGCCAGUGACUGGUCUCUACGUACGACCGCACGUCUGAUGGAGACUGUACAAGAUAAACACGAGGGUGUAGCUGAUGUAUGAAAAUCUGCUUCUAUCUCUGACUUUAAAACCACUUGGUGGAACAGUAUUUUGGUUUGCAAAUAUCUUGAGCCACUUAGCUGUAUUUGUUAUCUUUUUUUAAACUUAAUGUUUUCUGUCUUACCUGAACUUUCUUUCUGUGGCAUUCUGUUGCCUGUAAAUAUUUUACUGUCUGCAGAAUUAUGAGAGUUUUACUGAGCUUUUCUAAAAUGUUGUUACUUGAAAUUAAAAAAUAAAUUAUCAUCAAAGAAUCUCA
This is a messenger RNA of Neolamprologus brichardi, 1632 nucleotides long. The record is from RefSeq and is a predicted model, not a curated record. NCBI's taxonomy places the organism in Eukaryota, Metazoa, Chordata, Actinopteri, Cichliformes, Cichlidae.